Molecule: messenger RNA, 1671 nt
Organism: Hibiscus syriacus
Lineage: Eukaryota; Viridiplantae; Streptophyta; Magnoliopsida; Malvales; Malvaceae
Product: pectinesterase-like
Exons: 2
Coding region: 1-1671 (556 amino acids)
Biological process (GO): cell wall modification
Molecular function (GO): pectinesterase activity; pectinesterase inhibitor activity
Source: RefSeq, a predicted model, not a curated record
AUGGCAAUGAAGGUGUCAGCCCUUUGCAUCAUAUCUCUUCUCACGAUCAUCUCCUCUGAUCAAUCUCAUGCUAGCUUUCCUUCUUCACCCCUUGACUCGGACUCCAUUUGCGAAACCACCCCACAUGCAUAUUACUGCAAAUACAUUUUACCCUCUAACAAGUUGAACACGAUCUUCGACUAUGGAAACAUUUCAAUCCAUCAGUCUUUGUCAAAUGCUCGUAGUUUUCUUGCUUCUGUCAAACAUUUCCUAGCAUUCCCUUCCAAGUCGAUGUCCCAACGCACGAUACGAGCCCUCGAGGAUUGCCAGUUUUUAGCCGAUCAGAACGUAGAUUUCUUGUCACGAGUUUCGGAAAGAAUCAAUUCUAAGGACAGUUUAAACAGCUUCGUCGCUGAUGAUUUGCAUGCUUCACUUAGCGCUGCUUUAGUUAACGUAGAAACUUGUUUCCAAGGACUCGAAGCGACGCCAUUAGGACCAAGUAUCAAGGAUCGUUUAUUUCAGUCUAAUGGAACAAAGAGCAUCAGUGUUUCUCUAGCGGUUUUCAGGCAUUGGGAUCAUGGCUCCACCAUAUCAAGAAGAAACCUUUUUUUCCCCAAUUUGAUUCAUGAAAGAAACUCUCCUUUAUCUUUGCUAGUGUCAACCGAUAAGCAAGCAAUUUAUGAAUUUGCAACAGGAAAAAAUGAUAGUAAUACUUUAACGUAUGGGAAAAUUUCAGUGCCACAGGUGGUGGUGGUAAGUCCAAAAGGAGAUGGUCACUUCACAACCAUCAACGACGCCAUCGCCGCUGCACCGCACAAUGCUGGUGAAAGUGAUCAAUAUUUUGGAAUUUACGUGGUCUCUGGCGUCUACAAAGAGUACAUUUCGGUACCUAAGAAUAAGCAGAACUUGAUUUUGAUCGGCGAUGGUAUGGGUCGGACAAUAAUCACAGGAAGUCGCAGCGCUGCCGAUGGUUUCACCACGUUCAAUACAGCAACAUUCGCUGUUGCGGGCACGAAAUUCAUUGCAGUGGACAUAACAUUUCAAAACACUGCCGGGCCUAGCAAGGGCCAAGCUGUCGCAGUCCGAAAUGGAGCUGACAUGUCUGUAUUUUAUAGAUGCAGUUUCGAGGGAUACCAGGAUACCUUAUAUGCUCACUCUUACAGGCAAUUUUACAGAGAAUGUGAUAUUUACGGCACCGUCGAUUUCAUAUUCGGCAAUGCAGCCGUAGUCUUUGAAAACUGUAACAUAUAUCCUAGACUACCGUUGCCACAUCAACACAAUAUCAUCACUGCACAAGGAAGGACAGAUCCAAACCAAGAAACUGGCAUAUCGAUCGACAAUUGCGUAAUUAAAGCAGCUGACGAUUUAGCUUCGAGCAGGGGAGCAAAGAAAACAUAUCUUGGAAGGCCAUGGAAGAAGUAUUCAAGAACCGUAUACGUACAAAGUUUCAUGGAUAGUUUGAUUGAACCUGAGGGUUGGAUUGAAUGGAAAGGAGAUUUUGAUACUACUAUUUAUUAUGCAGAAUAUAGGAACAAUGGACCAGGAUCGAGUACUGAUUAUAGAGUGAAUUGGCCAGGAUACCAUAAGGAUAUAAAUAACACUGAAGCUGAUAAGUUCACUGUUUCCAACUUCAUUAACGGCGACAAAUGGUUGCCUGCAACUGGAGUUCCUUUCAAUAGGAGUUUCCAUUGA